This is a messenger RNA of Candida tropicalis MYA-3404, 1485 nucleotides long. RefSeq names its product TFIIH/NER complex subunit. Gene Ontology annotation, cellular component: transcription factor TFIIH holo complex; transcription factor TFIIH core complex. The record is from RefSeq and is a predicted model, not a curated record. NCBI's taxonomy places the organism in Eukaryota, Fungi, Ascomycota, Pichiomycetes, Serinales, Debaryomycetaceae. The coding region runs from base 1 to 1485 and encodes 494 amino acids. Gene Ontology annotation, molecular function: double-stranded DNA binding; ATPase activator activity. The transcript has a single exon. Gene Ontology annotation, biological process: nucleotide-excision repair.
AUGUCAGCACAUUUGUUCAAAGCCACAGUUAAUGAGUACCUAGAGGGUCUUCCCAAGACAGUGCAAUCUAAAUUGUAUGAGGCACCUGCAACCUGUUUAUCUAUUUUCAGAUUACUUUCGCCCAUGGCCAAAUUCUAUAUUAUGUCCAUGAUCUUUAAUGAAAAACCAAUUGCAUUACGUGAUCUCGACAAAUGGUGCAAACCACUGGCGAGAAAACUAGAAUUUGAAGCGUUGAAAAGAUUAGAAUCAUUACAUUUGAUAGAAUAUGAUAGUAAAGGUUCUCAUAUUCGAUUGCAUUCAACAUUUCGAAAGAAUUUCCGUGAUUGUUUAACGGGUUCACAGAAUCCUAAUGCUUUUGGAAGUAUUAGCACUACAGCUGAUAAAUAUAAAGUUGAUAUUGCAUUCUUGGAUAAUUUUGCAUCACUGAAAUGGGAAACCAUUUUACAUUUCAUGGUUGGUACUGAAGCCACAGCUACUCCUUCUGAUUCAGUGUUGAGUUUACUUAAAUUGGGUGGAUUAAUGGAGGGUCCUAAUAAUAAACUUAGAAUUACAAAUAGUGGGUUUCAGUUUUUAUUACAAGAUGUGAAUGCACAAAUAUGGACAUUGUUGUUACAAUAUUUAAAUUUAACUCAGGAGUUAAACAUGGAUCCAGUUGAUGUUUUGAAUUUUAUUUUUGUUUUGGGAUCUUUAGAAUUAGGUAAGAGUUAUGCAGUAUCCACUUUAAGUGAAACCCAAGUUAGUAUGUUGGCAGAUUUGAAAGAUUAUGGGUUGGUAUAUCAACGAUCUGAUACAUCUGGAAGAUUCUAUCCAACUAGAUUGGCAACUACUUUAACAUCGGAUUCAGCUGCCUUGAAAACUCCUGCAAUGGCUAUGGAUGAAGAGGAACAACAAGUUGUAACCAAAGAAUCCAUCAUUAUAGAAACAAAUUUCAAACUAUAUGCAUAUACAAAAUCACCAUUGGAAAUUGCAAUUUUGAAUUUAUUUGUUCAAUUAAAAACCAGAUUUGCCAAUAUGGUCUGUGGACAAAUUACAAGAGAAUCAAUUCGAAAUGCAUUAUAUAAUGGUAUAACUGCAGAUCAAAUCAUCAAAUUUUUGGAGACUCAUGCUCAUAGUCAAAUGAGAAUUUUGGCUAAAGAAAAAUUGGAUAAGAAAAUUGAAUUCGAUACCAGUCAUAAUAUCAAUACUGCCGGUGGUGCUCCACAAAGUAAAACUGAUGGAUCUAUUUCUCAACACAAGUUAGAAAUUCUACCUCCAAACGUGGUUGAUCAGAUUAAAUUAUGGCAAUUAGAACUUGAUAGAAUUCAAACAUUUGAUGGUUAUUUAUUUAAAGAUUUUGCCAAUCAACAAGAAUAUGAUAUAUUGUCCAAUUAUGCAUCUGAAUUGGGUGUAUUGAUAUGGGCAGAUAAAGUAAAAAGAAAAUUCUUUGUGACAAAAGAUGGUAUGACUCAAGUGGCUGAUUUUGCCAACAGGAAAUUAAAAAGAUAG